UUCACACACUUGUUUUAACUUAUCCUCUACUCUUUUCUCUUUUCAUGUGUUACCUUCAAUCGUCGGCAAUAAUUCACUUUGAUGGAAACUAACAGUUAGCUUAUUUUACUCCAAAUUCAACCUUUAUACAUCUCAGGCAAAAGAUAUAAGGCAAGAAGCAGGCCUGAUCAGGGCCCUCAAGCCUAUAUGAGUUGCAUUUUAAUAUAGCGGAACUUUGAGUUUGAACUUGUCAUAUUGCAAACGCUUAUUCCUAUGCUCUCAAACUGGACAUUGCUAGGUAUUUGAGCACCAUAUUCAUAUUAGAGCGUUGCCCCGAGAAGCAAGCCAGAAGGCUCUCACACACAAUUGGAAACUGCAAUAUAUAAUGCUGGAAGAUCCUCAGAAUAAUGAAUGAUCAUCAACAACCGCUCUUAACAACAGAUAAUUCCAGACCUUUAACGGAAGCAGCAGCAGGAAUAAACCCCCGUUAUGGCAUCUUUAGUCUAGUCACAUUCUCUUGGUUGACCCCGUUAGUUGUCACUGGACACAAGAAAGCAUUAGACCUCGAGGAGGAUGUGCCUCACCUUUAUGGCGUCGAUAGUGUCAAAGGGUCCUUCCCCGUAUUUAAGAAUUACUUGGAAACCCCCAAUCACAACCGCCUUCUUACAACUUUCGGCCUUGUCAAGGCUUUGAUCCACACCACAUGGAAAGACAUCCUACUCACAGCAUUUCUUGCUGUUCUAUACACCCUUGCUUCUUAUGUUGGUCCUUAUCUCAUUGAUGCAUUUGUUCAAUUCCUCAACGGAAAUCGCCAUUCUAAACUUGAUGGUUAUCUUUUCGUUUUUAUCUUCUUUCUUGCCAAACUUGUGGAAUCUGUGUCACAAAGACAUUGGUUCUUUAACUUGCAAAAAGGUGGAAUUCGGGCUCGGGCAGCUCUUGUUGCCAUCAUUUACCAAAAAGGUUUGGCCCUCUCAACCCACUCAAAAAUCAGGCACUCUAGUGGUGAGAUCACUAAUCUCAUAGCCAUUGAUGCUGAAAGGGUGAAUGAUUUUGCUUGGUACAUACACGAUAUAUGGCUAGCAAUCUUGCAGGUUGGCUUGGCCUUAGCAAUUUUAUAUCGGAAUCUUGGGAUCGCUUCACUUGCUGCAUUAGUAGCCAUUGGUAUCAUACUGUUGGCUAAUAUUCCUCUAGGGAGUUUACAGGAGAAGUUUCAAGACCAGUUAAUGACAUCAAAGGAUACCAGGAUGAAAACAACAUCUGAACUUUUGACUGCCAUGAGAAUCCUCAAACUUCAGGGCUGGGAGAUGAAAUUUUUGUCCAAGAUUUUUGAGCUUAGAAGUCUUGAAACAAAAUGGUUGAAAAUGUUCUUGUGUACUUCCACCACAAUCAUAUCUAUAUGUUGGGUUGCCCCAACUUUCAUAGCCGCAGUCACUUUUGUGACAUGUAUGGUUUUAGGGACCCCUCUCGAACCUGGGAAGCUAUUGUCCGCAAUUGCAACAUUUAAACUACUUCAACAACCGAUUUACAAUCUCCCUGAUACGGUAUCAAUGAUCUCACAGGUGAAAGUCUCAUUAGAUCGUAUCACAUCAUAUCUCAAUCUGGAUGACUUAGAUUCUAAUCUUGUAGAGACGUUCCAACGAAGUAGUUCUAAUGUUGCAAUCAGAAUAACCAAUGGAAGCUUUUCAUGGUCUGGUGAACCAACAUUGAGUGAUAUAAACAUACAAAUUUUUCAUGGUAUGAAAGUCGCAGUUUGUGGUACAGUCGCGUCAGGAAAAUCGAGUUUACUUUCAUGUGUUCUUGGGGAAGUGCCUAAAGUAUCAGGAAGUGUAUAUAUCAGUGGUACAAAAGCUUAUGUUGCUCAGUCUCCAUGGAUACAGAGUGGGAAGAUUGAAGAGAACAUCUUAUUUGGUAAAGACAUGGAUAGAGUAAGGUAUGAUAAGGUUCUAGAUGCCUGUGCCCUCAAGAAAGACUUGGAAAUUCUUCCUUUCGGUGAUCAAACAGUUAUAGGCGAGCGGGGAAUCAAUUUGAGCGGUGGUCAGAAACAGAGGUUACAGAUUGCACGCGCUUUAUAUCAAGAUGCUGAUAAUUAUCUAUUUGAUGAUCCGUUCAGUGCAGUUGAUGCUCAUACAGGAAGCCAUCUCUUUAAAGAAUGUCUACUGGAAUUUCUAGAGUCAAAAACAGUUAUUUAUGUCACCCACCAAGUAGAGUUCCUCCCCAUGGCCGAUCUUAUCCUGGUCUUAAAAAGUGGAAGGAUCGUACAAGCUGGAAAUUAUAAUGACAUUCUCAAUUCCGGAAGUGCGUUUAUGGAACUUGUUGGUGCACAUAAUGAAGCUUUAUCAAUAAUUGAUUCCAUAGAGACGAGUUCCAAAUCUGAAAAUACAAAAGUUAUUGAAAAGGGCAUGGUUGAUGUUGAAUCCAAUGAUACAAAAGGGACGAAAACCCAGAUUAUUCAGAAAGAAGAACGAGAAAAAGGAAGUGUUGGUUUUUCUAUCUACUGCAAAUACAUUACAAGUGCUUUCGGUGGUGCUCUUGUGCCUUGCAUAUUACUGGCAGCAAUCAUUUUCGAGGUAGUUCAAGUUGCAAGUACUUACUGGUUGGCUUGGGCUUCACCAGUAUCAGAAGACAUGGUGCCUCCAGUUAAAGGAUCUACACUCAUAGUCGUUUAUGUAGGUUUAGCAAUCGGAAGCACUUUCUGCAUAUUUGGUAGAGCAAUGUGUCUUACAACAGCUGGUUAUAAGACGGCCAAUCUACUAUUCCACGAAAUGCAUUUAUGCAUAUUUCGUGCUCCUAUGUCUUUCUUUGAUGCUACCCCAAGCGGACGCAUCCUAAAUAGAGUAUCCACAGAUCAAAGUGCAGUGGAUUUGACAAUUCCAAAUUCAAUUGGCGCUUUUGCAUUCGCACUAGUACAGCUUCUAGCUGUCAUCGCUCUCAUGUGUCAGAUCUCAUGGCAGGUGUUCCUGGUUUUCAUUCCCAUUAUUACUAUUUGCAUAUGGUUACAGCAAUAUCAUAUCUCUUCAGCAAGAGAGUUAGCACGACUAGUUGGUGUACACAAAGCUCCCAUAAUACAACAUUUUUCAGAAACUGUGUCGGGUUUAACAACCAUAAGGAGCUCCAACCAACAACAGAGAUUUCAAGAUACAAAUAUGAAAUUGAUUGAUGCAUAUUCCCGACCAAAGUUUCACAGUGCCGCUGCUAUAGAAUGGCUAUCAUUCAGGGUGCAAAUGCUGUCGUUGGUCAUAUUUGCUUUUUGCUUAGUUUUCUUACUGAUUAUCCCAAAUGAGACCUUUGAUCCAACUAUCGCGGGAUUGGUGGUAACAUACGGGCUUAAUUUGAACAACCUACAAGCUUCAAUGAUAUGGAAAUUAUGCAACAUGGAGAACAGCAUUAUAUCUGUUGAAAGAAUACUUCAAUACACAUCAAUCCCCAGUGAGGCGCCUCUUGUAGAAUCAAAGAGGCCAAACGACCUAUGGCCGUCACAUGGAGAAGUAGAUAUCCAUGACCUUCAGGUACGUUAUGCCCCACACAUGCCCCUUGUGUUAAGAGGACUUACAUGCACUUUUCAUGGAGGUACCAAGACGGGAAUUGUGGGAAGGACAGGUAGUGGUAAAUCAACACUUAUGCAGACACUAUUUCGAAUUGUUGAACCAAGCAGGGGAGAAAUUUUCAUAGAUGAGAUUAAUAUAUCAUCAAUUGGGCUUCAUGAUUUACGGUCAAGAUUGAGCAUAAUCCCUCAAGAUCCAACCAUGUUCCAAGGGAGUGUUAGAAGCAAUCUUGAUCCGCUUGAACAGUAUACUGAAGAAGAGAUUUGGGAGGCUCUAGAUAAGUGUCAGCUGGGGGAUGAGGUUAGGACGAAAGAAGGAAAACUUGAUUCGGUAGUUGAUGAAAAUGGAGAGAACUGGAGCAUGGGUCAAAGACAACUGGUGUGUCUUGGCCGGGUGCUACUAAAGAGAAGCAAGAUUUUGGUGCUUGAUGAAGCUACUGCAUCCGUUGAUACAUCAACUGAUAAUAAGAUACAUCAAACACUAGCGAAGCAUUUCUCUGACUCGACUGUGAUCACAAUUGCACAUCGAAUCACGUCUGUGCUCAAGGGUGACAUGGUUUUAGUGUUGGAACAAGGCCUCAUCGAGGAAUAUGAUUCACCAUUGAAGUUAUUGGAAAACAAAUCUUCUUCCUUUGCAAAGCUUGUUGCUGAAUACCGCGGAAGAUCAGGUUCCAGCUAUGGAACCUAGGUAGUAUUUAUUCACAUAAAAAACAAAUCUGGCCGGGACGUGAUCUUCAAAAACAAAGAAUAGCAACAUGCUAUGAAAUCUAAAAAUAACUACAGAAUAUAAAAAUGAAUUAUAAUAUCACACCAGUAUUUCUAUAAUCCUAUUGGUAAUAUUUACAUUUUGAACUCUACAUAUUAAACCCAUUUAUAUUAUCUAAUGCCUAUAUAUGUAUUUUCUGCUGAUC
This is a messenger RNA of Erigeron canadensis, 4431 nucleotides long. RefSeq names its product ABC transporter C family member 3-like. Lineage: Eukaryota; Viridiplantae; Streptophyta; Magnoliopsida; Asterales; Asteraceae. Bases 387 to 4208 code for a protein of 1273 amino acids. The transcript has 11 exons. Gene Ontology annotation, cellular component: vacuolar membrane; plant-type vacuole. Gene Ontology annotation, molecular function: ATP hydrolysis activity; ATP binding; ABC-type transporter activity. Gene Ontology annotation, biological process: transmembrane transport. The record is from RefSeq and is a predicted model, not a curated record.